Penicillium chermesinum is the source of this 1086-nucleotide messenger RNA. Its product is annotated as DUF1295 domain protein. Gene Ontology annotation, cellular component: membrane. Lineage: Eukaryota; Fungi; Ascomycota; Eurotiomycetes; Eurotiales; Aspergillaceae. The coding region runs from base 1 to 1086 and encodes 361 amino acids. The transcript is spliced from 2 exons. The record is from RefSeq and is a predicted model, not a curated record.
AUGUCCGAUCUUCCACUCCCACCUAUCGGGUCCCUUGCGGAUGCCACCUCCUUUCAACACACUGUGCUUCCCUAUCUUGCCCAGCUGCAGUGGCUCCCCGCCAGCCUGCACGAGGCGGGUCGUGACGUCGAGAGUCUAAAAGCUGUCUAUCUCGCCACCAACCCCAUGGUUUCUGCUGUUGGACUCAGCGGAGUUUUGGCGGUUUUGUUCUUCUUGGUUUCUGAGAUUAAUCGCAACUAUUCCCAAGUGGAUCGCUUCUGGAGCAUCCUACCGACUAUUUACAACGUUCACUUCGCUGUUUGGGCGCGCUUGGCCGGCAUUCGCACUCAGACGCUGGAUACUAUCGCUGUGAUCAGCAUUAUUUGGAGUGUGCGCUUGACAUAUAACUACUGGCGCAAAGGCGGUUAUUCGAUCGGUUCUGAAGAUUAUCGUUGGCAGAUCGUGAAAGCGAAGGUCAACAACAUCUUUGUCUUCACCAUCUUCAACCUCGGUUUCAUUUCUUUCCUCCAGAACCUGCUCCUCGUGGCCAUCACUGCUCCCACCUACGUUUUCGUGCUUCUCGCGCAAAGCCAAGACCCCGAAGUAUUUGGUCUUCCUGACCUGGCUAUCUCCCGGGCCCUCUUCUUCUUGAUCAUUGUCGAGUACUUCGCCGACCAGCAGCAAUGGGAGUUCCAGACCGCAAAGCGCGAUUACCAGAAAAAUGCGCGUGUCGCGGAUAUCUACAAGGACCAAUACAGCCCGGAGGACCUGGAGCGUGGCUUUGUGGUCAGCGGACUCUGGUCCUGGUCGCGCCAUCCCAACUUCCUUUGCGAGCAAGCCAUCUGGGUGGGACUGUAUCUCUGGGCAGCCUUCCGCACGAAGACGUAUUUCCAGUGGGCCGGCCUUGGUGCUUUGGGCUAUGUGCUGAUUUUCCAGGCCAGCACUCCUCUGACUGAAGCCAUCAGUGCCAGCAAGUAUCCCGAGUACCGCGAAUACCAGGCACGGGUUGGACGAUUCCUCCCCAGCUGGUCGGUUGAGGCCAAGACCGAACCCAGCGGAAAGAAGCCUGCGGCCAUCACUGGCGCAGAAUCUAAGAAGAGCAACUAA